This is a messenger RNA of Drosophila subpulchrella, 2508 nucleotides long. RefSeq lists its product as uncharacterized. NCBI's taxonomy places the organism in Eukaryota, Metazoa, Arthropoda, Insecta, Diptera, Drosophilidae. The coding region runs from base 171 to 2375 and encodes 734 amino acids. The transcript is spliced from 4 exons. The record is from RefSeq and is a predicted model, not a curated record.
UCAGCGCUCAAUCAGUCGACGAGCGAGCUGGGGAGCGGAGCCGAGAGCGGUUCGAUUAGCGACGUGGUGAAGUUUCAUUAUAUUUUUGGCCAAAACAAAGGGGCUCUGCGAAAACCACCGACUUAAGCCAGAAUGCCGAGCCAUCAGAUUUGCUGGUGAGACACGAAGACAUGGCCCAGCUAAAAAAUGUGGGCCAAGGUCAGCAGGCCGUUGUUGUUGGCCCAAUGCUCGCCUCGGCCAUGUUGCUCAUGGGGCUGGUCUUUGCCCUGCUGGGGAUCAAGUUCUUCGGCUUCCGGCGGCGGCUGACUUUCGACCGAUCGCAGGUGCAACAGCCUCAGCAAAACCAACAGCAGCGACCGCCGCCACGUUACGCAGCUUUCGAGUCACAGGUUAACGGCACCGAUACCGCUGUCCAUGGAGUGUUCCGACGUCGCAAUCUCGAGGAAUUUGAAAGCCCAUGGCCAUCGGCAUCAACAGCGACAGGAAACAGCUACACAACUGGCAGUGUUCCAAAUCUGCAACUAUAUGAUGCUAGCCCCAGGGAGACGAGAACCACGGAGGCAUCCCAAGUCACAUAUCGAGAAAAGUCACAGGCGCAACGACACCAUCGCCUGGAGGUGCAUAGUGAACAAUAUGAAUACUACACCGCUCCUCCUACACGCCAGCCACCUGCUCCUUCUGUGGAACUGGCAACCGAAACUGUUUCGGUGGUUUCUUCAUCUAAGAUAUCAGAACCCUUGCCUGCUCCAUCCCCCAUGAUCACAAGGGAAGCUACACCAGCAACUGUUACGUCCAACCAAUCUAUGCCUGCGGCUUCUGUCGAUCCAGUUCCAGAGCAUCCUAGCGAACUGGGAAUGCCCAAUUUCGAUCACUUUGCCGAGAAAUACGAGCUGUUCAGUGUGAAAGCAACCACGGAGGUCACAAGACCAACCCAGCUGAGGAGCAAGAACAGUGGGCGUUAUGUGAAGUUCGAGAGAGUGGAUGAUGUACCGGAAAUUCUGACCCCCGAGGAUCCCGUUCCAGAGCUACUGACUCCUGAUGAUGGCUUGGGAGGAGCUAUGUCUGUAACAGCUGUGGUGCACAGGGGAGCAAUACCCAAGGAAGAACCCGAACCGAAAGUGGAGCCUCAAGGACCAAAGGAUCCCUUUGAGAAUCCAAUCAAUAUAGACUCUGCUUUCGUCGUGGAAAUUAUAGCAGGAAGUCCUGAAACGGAAGCGACUCCUCGUAUGAAGCCAACCUCUCUAGGUGGUCUUUUCGAUGGCCUAGAGUUACCACAAGGUGAGCACGACAGCGAUUUUGUGCGCAUUCGUUCGUCUUUCGUGAUGAACGAGGCGGACAUCCUGGACUUGGAUCCACUGCAGCUGCCGGCGGCCAGUAGUCCACCAGGAUUUGGAAAGAGCAUCGACGAAGACUGGGAGAACUUCGCAAACCUGGACGCCGUAGUGGAAGUACCAGAGCCCAACUGGGCCCUGCAUCCAAAUAGCUUAGAGCAAUUGCCCACGGUGGAGACGACGCUGCGUGAGGCAACCCUCACAUUGGAAAAUGUGGAACAGGCGGAGGGCCUGCUCCAUCAACUAGAGGCUGUAGAAGACAGCUUGGAUAUUUUCGAGCCUGAGCCUCCGGUUCCCAUUGUGAAGCCGCCCCCCUACGGUCCUAAUCUUCCCUAUCUACCCGAUUACGAAUCCCUGAUGCAAUUGGAUAACGCGAAGAGCGGUCAGAACUUGCCCAAAUACACAGAGGUAAUGGAACAAAGGUCAAAGAAAGCCGACUAUGUAAGUAGCAUAGAGGAUCUGUAUGCGGAUCUGGAAGUUGACCAGGUGGAGAUAACCGGAACUCCAGCUAACCAAACCAAUGACAUUCACAAUUUUGAGGACUUGUGUCAGGAAAUGGCUGUGGUUGUGCCACAGGUGCGUCAAGCUCCUCAGCCUGCCCCGAGAUCCACAAAACUAACAACCCUAAAUGUUCGAGGUGACGCUCCUCCCCUGGCGUGCUAUCAACCUGAAGAGCUGCCCAGCUCCAGUUCCAGUGAUACCGAUGGGGAGGAUGGAGCCCGAGCAGCUCCAGAGCCUGCCAAACGUGAUCCAAAAUCGCUGAAAGUCCGAUUUGAUGUGGACAACCUGCAGUACUACCAGUCCGCAGAAGUGGUGACCUCAUGUGAGGAGUCCGAAGAGGAUGAGCCGAUGCCCCAACCCACUCCCAUGCAGCGCUCCAUCGUGUUCGAGCCGAGAGAUAAGGGAGUGCCCACCCUGUUCGGAUCCCAGGUCUCCCAGGAAGACAGUGAUGACGACGAUGGCUUCGGACGCGCCAUCAGCCAACAUCGCUCCAUGACUGCGGCACUGAGGACAAACGCUGUUAGGAGCGAUACCGACGCCUAAUCCGAAGACCCCCAACUGCCGCACUUCUUGACUUCCUUAGCAAAUACAGUAUUCUAUGUGUUAAUUUUGGCCAAAUGGCUAUGACCUAUUUAUGUACAUACAUUUCGCUGAUAAGUUGCCAUAUAAUGUUGAA